This is a messenger RNA of Rhineura floridana, 1313 nucleotides long. RefSeq names its product inorganic pyrophosphatase 2 (gene PPA2). The transcript is spliced from 12 exons. Gene Ontology annotation, cellular component: extracellular exosome; cytoplasm. Gene Ontology annotation, biological process: phosphate-containing compound metabolic process. Bases 85 to 1137 code for a protein of 350 amino acids. Lineage: Eukaryota; Metazoa; Chordata; Lepidosauria; Squamata; Rhineuridae. The record is from RefSeq and is a predicted model, not a curated record. Gene Ontology annotation, molecular function: magnesium ion binding; inorganic diphosphate phosphatase activity.
ACUUCAGGGCCGUUUGCUGAGCAUGCUCCAGCUCCACCCGCUGCGACGGAGGAGGGACGGCUCCGAGACGCGGAAAGCACAAACAUGCGUGCGGUGGCCGGGCUCGGUUGGCUGCUGCGGCUGCCGUCAGCGGCUCAGCGCUGUUGCUCUUCCUACAGGAAGAGGACACCAACGGGGCUUCUGCAACCGUGGCUGCUAAGCUGCCUCUCGCACGGCGGCGUCAUGGCUCAGUAUGGCACGGAACAGCGGGGGCGACGCCACUCUCUUGAUUACCGCCUCUACUUUAAGAAUUCAAAGGGAAAAUAUAUUUCCCCAUUCCAUGACAUUGCCCUGUUUGCUGGAUCAAGUGAGGAUAAGGAAAUUCCUGCAAAGAGAUUCAAGAUCAAUGGAAGUGAGGUUGUACUUAACAUGAUUGUAGAAGUUCCUCGUUGGACAAAUGCUAAGAUGGAGAUUGCCACGAAGGAGUCAUUGAAUCCCAUUAAGCAAGAUGUAAAGCAAGGCAAGCUGCGAUACGUGGCAAAUAUCUUUCCCCAUAAGGGCUAUAUUUGGAAUUAUGGGGCCUUCCCUCAGACUUGGGAAGAUCCCAGUCAUAAAGAUGAUAGUACAGGAUGCUGUGGUGACAACGAUCCCAUUGAUGUCUGUGAAAUUGGUUCGCAGGUUCGAACUCUCGGUGAGGUGGUUCAGGUGAAGGUCCUUGGGCUUCUAGGUCUAAUAGAUGAAGGAGAAACUGACUGGAAGGUCAUUGCUCUCAGUGUGGAUGACCCAGAAUCACAGAAGAUCCAUGAUAUUGAUGAUGUCCGGAAGUUCAAACCAGGUUAUCUUGAAGCUACAGUGGACUGGUUCAGAUUAUAUAAAGUUCCAGAUGGGAAGUCAGAAAAUCAGUUUGCUUUUAAUGGCACGUUUAAAGACAAGGCAUUUGCUUUUGAAAUCAUUCAGUCCACCCAUGAAUACUGGAAGGCUUUGCUUCACAAAAAGGCUGAUGGAGGAGCCAUAAAAUGCACCAACGUCCUGGUGGAUACCAGUCCAUAUUGCUGUAAUGAAGAGGAUAUCCAAGCUAUUGUGCAAUCCGCUCCGCCUCCUGUGGAAGAAUAUUCUGUUUCCAAAGAAGUUGAUAAGUGGCAUUUUCUUAGGCAAUGAUUACUAGAAUUCCCUGAAGUCAGGCUGUGAAAUCCUGUCUACUUCAUCCUCUUCUCUCACUAACUCACUCAUCAUUUGCUGGAAAUAUGCAAGAGAAUGUACCACUGAAUGGAGAUGCAAGUCAACAUGUGCAAUGCAAAUUAUUACCAUGUAAAUAAAACAGUGAUUUUAAGUUC